CUGAGCAUGCGCCUGGCUCUUCCGCGAGUUUAAGGGAGAUUUGUAGUCCCGGGGCACUUUGCAGAAAAAGGCUGGGAGCGCGUCUGCUUUUUCUGCCGUGUCCGAUUCUGCUCCCCUUCGCUGCGACCCUUAGGCUGAGCCCCUGGGCCAAGAGGCUGUAAGGAAUUCUUGCACGGGUGGAGAUCCAGACGUGACUCAGAAUACGUAAGCUGGUUCCUCUGGAGACCGAGGUAUCUUGUGAAGGAAGAGGGCUGAAUGGCAUUAGGAGAUUUGGAGAGACCUCUUGUGAUUAGGAAGAUCUGGGGAGAUCAGUCCAUUUUGGUGCUGGAUUAGAUGGAGGGACAAAGCCCAGCAGAUUCAGGAGUUGGAAAAGGCCCUGCAGCUGCUCAGCCUUGGAGCUGUGGGAAGAAUGGGGCAAAUCCUGGGCAGAAGAGCCAAGAAGAGGAAACCAACAGUUCAGAGGUCCAAUGCUAUCACUUCAGAAAAGUGCAGUUCCAGGAGGGGAAGGGUCCCCGAGAUGUUUGCAGUCAGCUUCACCACCUUUGUCAUCAGUGGCUGCAGCCAGAAAGACACACAAAGGCCCAGAUGCUGGACCUGGUGCUCCUGGAGCAGUUCCUGGCUGUCCUUCCCCCAGAGAUGGAGAAAUGGGUGCAGGAGUGUGGAGCGGAGACCAGUUCCCAGGCAGUGGCCCUGGCCGAAGGCUUCCUGCUGACCCAGGAGUCUGAGAAGAUGCAAAGAGAAUUGCAGAAGUCCUUGCAAGCUAUUGCUGAGUAUCCCGAGGGGCGGGAAGAUUCAUCCAAAUCCUCCCAGGAGCCGUUUUUCAGGGAGAGCUUCCAGAAAGGUCGAAGUCAGGACACCACACUAGGUAAUAGAAAGCUGCCUUUCGUAUUUUCAGAACCAUCUUCUCUUUGUGGUAGAGCUGAAAGAGUGGCUGAACCUCUGCCUCAGGAUGUUGUGUCUUUGGAGGAAGUGGCCGUGUAUUUCUCUGAAGAGGAGUGGUCUCAGCUGGAUCCUGACCAAAAAGCACUCCACGGGGAAGUCAUGCUGGAGAAUUCCAGGAAUUUGGCUUCUAUGGGCUUCGAUGGACAAGAGAAUGAGAAUUGCAAGGACGAAUGCCAAGAGAUCCAUUCAAAAGAGGGAAAAGGGAAGUUUCCAGAUCAAUUGCAACCAAAGAGUAAUGAAACAAAACAAUCACAAAGAGGAAUUAAAAAAGGCUUCCCUCAGGUCACCUUGCUUUCUAACCAUACAAGAAUCGAUACGGAAGAAGAAGCUUAUAAAUGUGUGGAGCGUGGAAAGAGCUUUAAUAAAUCUGAUAAUCUUAUUUCCCAUAAAAAGACACAUUCAGAAAAGAAACGAUAUGCUUGCAGGGAAUGUGGAAAGACCUUCCGUGAUAAUCACUCUCUUAGAACUCAUGAGAGGAAUCACACAGGAGAACGGCCUUACAAAUGCAUGGAGUGUGGAAAGACCUUUAGUUAUGGCAGUAAUCUUACUUCCCACAAGAGGAUCCACACAGGAGAGAAGCCAUAUCAGUGCAUGGAGUGUGGAAAGACCUUUACUCGUAAUAGUCGUCUUAAUUCCCACAAGAUGAUCCACACAGGAGAGAAGCCGUACAAAUGUGUGGAAUGUGGAGAGAGCUUUAGGUGGAAUUCUAAUCUUGCCUCCCAUAAAAGGAUCCACGCAGGGGAGAAGCCCUAUCAAUGCAUGGAGUGUGGAAAGGGCUUUAGUCAGAAUUGGAGUCUCAUUUCUCAUAAAAGGAUCCACACAGGCGAGAAGCCAUAUCAGUGCAUGGAGUGUGGAAAGACCUUUACUUGUAGCAGUACUCUUAAUUCCCACAAGAGGAUCCACACAGGAGAGAAGCCGUAUCAAUGCAUGGAGUGUGGAAAAACCUUUCUAAGUAGCAGUAAUCUUAAUUCCCACAAGAAGUUCCACACAGGAGAGAAGCCAUAUCAAUGCAUGGAGUGUGGAAAGACCUUUCAUUGUAGCAGUAAUCUUAAUUCCCACAAGAGCAUCCACACAGGAGAGAAGCCAUAUCAAUGUCUGGAGUGUGGAAAGGGUUUUAGGAAGAAUUCUGAUCUCAUUUCCCAUAAAAGGAUCCACACGGGAGAGAAGCCAUAUCAAUGUGUGGAAUGUGGAAAGGGUUUUAGGUGGAAUUCUGAUCUCAGUUCCCAUAAAAGAAUCCACACGGGAGAGAAGCCAUAUCAAUGUGUAGAAUGUGGAAAGGGCUUUAGAUGGAAUUGUGACCUCACCUCUCAUAAAAAGACCCACACAGGGGAAAAGCCAUAUAAAUGCAUGGAGUGUGGAAAGGCCUUUACUUGUAGCAGUAAUCUUAAUUCCCACAAGAGCAUCCACACAGGAGAGAAGCCAUAUCAAUGUGUGGAAUGCGGAAAGGGCUUUAAGAAGAAUUGUGAUCUUUCUUCCCAUAAAAGGACACAUAUGGGGAAAAAACCGUAUGAAUGCAUGGUGUGUGGAAAGAGCUUUUUGAGAAAUUAUGCUCUUACUUGCCAUAGAAAGAUCCACCUAUAGGCGAAGCCAUAUCAAUACAGGAAAUGUGGGAAGAGCUUCAGUAGAAAUACAGGUAGUCCUCGGCAUAUGACUGGAAUUAAUCCCAAAAUUUCUGUUGCUAAGCAAGAGAGUUGUUGAAUGAGUUUUGCCCAUUUUAUGACUUUUC
Messenger RNA from Crotalus tigris (Tiger rattlesnake), 2668 nucleotides. RefSeq names its product zinc finger protein 345-like. The record is from RefSeq and is a predicted model, not a curated record. NCBI's taxonomy places the organism in Eukaryota, Metazoa, Chordata, Lepidosauria, Squamata, Viperidae. Gene Ontology annotation, biological process: regulation of transcription by RNA polymerase II. The coding region runs from base 334 to 2523 and encodes 729 amino acids. Gene Ontology annotation, molecular function: DNA-binding transcription factor activity, RNA polymerase II-specific; RNA polymerase II cis-regulatory region sequence-specific DNA binding. The transcript has 6 exons.